This is a messenger RNA of Diospyros lotus (date-plum), 1663 nucleotides long. Its product is annotated as protein RETICULATA-RELATED 3, chloroplastic-like. Bases 375 to 1442 code for a protein of 355 amino acids. The transcript is spliced from 2 exons. NCBI's taxonomy places the organism in Eukaryota, Viridiplantae, Streptophyta, Magnoliopsida, Ericales, Ebenaceae. The record is from RefSeq and is a predicted model, not a curated record.
AAUGCCCAUGGUGGCGGCCGUCGGGACAAGACACCUCAUACAUACAUAUAUAUAUAUAAUAUAUAUAUACACAUAUAUAGGAUUCUCCGCUCAUUUAGGUUUAGGGUUUUUGCUUCAACCAACUUUUCACCGCCGCCGGUAAAAAACUUCGGCCUCUUUUCGUUUCAGUUUCCGGCGACGACGAUCCUCCCAUUCACCACUUCCUCUCUCCUCUACCUCUGUGUGUGUAUAUUUGCAGGGAAAUUCAUGUGGAGAGAGAAUUAGGGAUUCGGAAGUAUUGAUUUGAUCUGGUUCUGAUCUGAUCUAGAACUGGAUUGGCAUAUCGUUUGAUAAAUUAGGUUUGAAUUUCGCUCAAGAAGCGAAGGUGAAGCAAAAUGGCGACGGCUGCUCGGCUUCUCUUCUCUCCUCUCUCUGGACGCUCCAUUGAUAGAAUCGGAAACCGCCAUCGCGCUCCUCGGUUGCCUUCGCCGUCUUUCCCGGCCGUAUCCUUUCCGCAUUCUUGCUCCUCUGGCUCUCCCCUUUGCUCCGAUCCCUUCCACCUGCCGAAGUUCCAAUUCUCCUGUGCCGGCGGCAACGGAAGCGACGGCGUAGGACGGGGAAGUGGCGGCGGUGGCGACGCUGGUGGAUCGAGUUCGGGCGAUAGUUCCGAUGACCCGUCGUCGUGGGUUGGACCGAUCGGCGCCUUUCUGAACGGAUGGAGAUCGCGAGUCGCCGCAGAUCCCCAAUUCCCCUUCAAGGUCUUGAUGGAGGAAUUGGUCGGCGUAAGCGCCUGCGUUCUCGGAGACAUGGCGUCCCGGCCGAAUUUCGGACUCAACGAGCUCGAUUUCGUCUUCUCGACUCUGGUUGUCGGAAGCAUUCUGAAUUUCGUUCUCAUGUAUCUGCUGGCACCGACCAUAUCCGCUUCAGCCCAAACCCUCCCUUCGAUUUUCGCCAGUUGCCCCACCAGCCACAUGUUCCAGCCCGGUCCCUACGGCGUCCUCGAUCGCUUCGGGACCUUCGUCUACAAAGGAUUCCUCUUCGCCGCCGUCGGGUUCGCGGCGGGACUGGUCGGGACGGCGAUCUCCAACGGGCUGAUCAUGAUGCGGAAGAAGAUGGAUCCCAAUUUCGAGACGCCGAACAAGCCGCCCCCCACGAUUCUGAACGCCGCCACCUGGGCAAUUCACAUGGGCCUCAGCAGCAACCUCAGGUACCAAACCUUGAACGGGGUCGAGUUCUUGCUGGCUAAUCUGGUGCCGCCGGUAGUCUUCAAGUCCUCGGUGGUGUUUCUGAGAAUGGCGAACAAUGUUCUUGGGGGAAUGUCCUUUGUGAUACUGGCCAGAUUAACAGGAUCACAGAGCGUUGCUGAAUCGAAGCCGGUUGUUGAUUUAGCAGGAUCGGCUGCUUCGGAGAAGGAGAAGUUGCUGGAUGGCAGCCCGGAUUCUUCCACCAAUCAAUCAACUUGAGCAGUGUGAUUUCUUUCUUUCACCUUUGCUGGCUCCGUAAUUUGAUAGUUUGUUUUUGAUUCUCUUUCUUGUCUAUCCACGGAUAAAGGGCAUUUCGUUUGUCUGUUCUGUUAGUAAUGUGGUUGAGAAGCUAGGAUUGCCAUGAACAAGAAGACCAGUUUUCUGAUGAGGUUUGAUCGAUGAUCAAGAGAUAAGAGAUAGUGGUUGGCUUCUUCUUCUUC